Linum tenue is the source of this 1286-nucleotide messenger RNA. The record is from the annotation of a GenBank genome assembly. Lineage: Eukaryota; Viridiplantae; Streptophyta; Magnoliopsida; Malpighiales; Linaceae.
GGUAGCUUCCCCAGUCCACACAAGACAGAUCCCCCCGAAAUUUUCCUUGCCGGGUUCCGAACCCUAACAAAAAUCCCCUUCGUCCAAUCGGCGGAGCUCACUGAGGCCAGCUCUCUGCCGUUAUCUUGGCACUAGAGUGUGUUACCGGGGAAUCAUGAAAAGGGCAAUUCCGUGGAGCGACGACGACGGCGACAAGGAUUCUUCGGAUUCAGAUGAUGGAUCGUCUACGUCGUCUUCGGCAUCGGAUGCUGAAGGUGAUGUAGGCACCACCAAGACGAAAACCAAGAAUGCCUCCAAGCACAAGAACUCGAAAGGUACUCACUUUCUGAAACUUGACCUUUUUUUAACCUUUUGGUACAACUGAUACUUCAAAUUCGCCGAAGCAGAACGAUCCUAGAUUCGGUAUGGGAAGAAGCUUCGUAGUUUUGACUUAGCCUUCAAGUUGUCAAUUUGAAACCCAGAUCAGUGGAAGUGACAGCUCUGCUGGAAGAGCUAAUACACAAUUGUACGGGUUUCGUGGUUUGCUGCAACUCUUCUGUUGAUUGUCUUCCCCGUGAGAAUAGAUGAGGAAAUUUGCUUUUAAUUGCAAACCAGAUUGCAGUUUAACAGGCAAGUCUGCAAGGCGGAGGCGUGGAGCUGUGGACUUUGAAGAACUGAGGCGGCAUGGAUACAAAGGUGGCCCCUCACUUCUGAGAAUGCCACCCCCUAAAGACGACACAGAGCCCAACUGGACCUGGUCUACAGGUAAAGAACGCCAUGCUGCCACCAAGGUCGAGAAUGGAGAGUCUUAUGAUGAGCGGCAGAAAACAAGGGCAGCUCUAGUGGCUGGGGAGCAGCUGGUGCAUUCACAGACCCGGAAAGAGAAGGAGGAGAAGAAUCAGCUUUCAUUCUCACAGAAGGAGAAGAGGAAACGAGAACUUGGGCAGGCUAGCAGGGGAAAGAAUUAUGUCGAGGAAGAGAAGAGGUUGUUGAGAGAAAGUGGCGUCUACUCUGGCUUUGAUACAUAAGAUGAUCAGCAAUUGCUCUGAAUCUCUGAUGGAAAUAAUAAGAGUGCUCUGUUAUUCUAAGUGAUGCGAUGUAAGAUUUUGUGUUGAAAUACCCAUAUAAUCAGAUCUGUUGGCAUCAAAUGGUGUUUCCAAUGGCUGAAAACCCGGAUUUCUUAGUCAAGUAGAUCUUUCUUACUCUAGGGUUCUAACUCUACUGGUCAUUUGGAAUUUUGGAUUGUUUCAGUGAGAUUGUUGUAAUGCUUACAUUUUUUUAUGGUCAAAUCAACAAAUUUUUAUUAA